AUGUCACGAGGAUCCGUCAGGGUCGUUCUUGCUCCUGUGAUCUUUAACAUCUAUCUGGUCACUGUGACUCUUCUCUCUCUCAUAUGGAACCCAACGACGGAAUACGUAUCCGAUAUCGCUUUGACGGAAGUGUCUUCAAUGCCCGACGUCACAAAGCUAAGACUCUGGCUUUUACCAUUCCUGUCUAUGAACUGCAAUAUGCCGACGAUGCUGUUAUACGAAUCUUGCGCAUUACAUUACAUUAAAUCCCGCACACCGAAGGUCGUCAGCAUCGAGGCCAUCAUACGACAGCAACUUCUGCGUUGGAUUGUGCAUGCUGUGAGUAUGUCGGGCAGUCGCCUCCUAAAAAUUGCAUUCUACAGAGAGCUUGAGACCGGCAGCCGCCCACGUGGGGGCCAAAGAAACGGUUUUGGGACUACCUUAAACGUGUUCUUGUCACCUGCAAUAUUGACCCAACACAAUUGGAGAAUCCUGAAGGGGAUAGGGUCGGCUGGCGGUCUCUCUGCGUCACCGGAGUGGCGCACUUCGAGGAGGAGAGACGAGGAAUCCUCGAGGAGAGGCGACAUCAGCGUCAUCUGCAGCCUGCCAACUGUGCCCAAGAGCUUGUCUUUCGCGGAUCGGACUGCUGUCUCAAUUGGCAGCCCGCAGAAGACGGACUGA
Acanthosepion pharaonis is the source of this 660-nucleotide messenger RNA. NCBI's taxonomy places the organism in Eukaryota, Metazoa, Mollusca, Cephalopoda, Sepiida, Sepiidae. The record is from the annotation of a GenBank genome assembly.